AUGGCUGCAUCUUUAUUGAAGCAUCCACCACAAACACUGAUUGAAAAGAUUGUUCAGAAAUACACUGUGCAACAGCCAAUUGACUCUUCAACUGCUCAAAAAGUACCUAGGUUCAAACCAGUCUAUCAAGGAGAGUUUGUUGCUAUUCGUCCACAUAAAGUCAUGACGCACGACAACACUGGCGCAGUGAUCUCAAAAUUCAAAAGCUUUGGAUCGUCUUCACUCUAUGAUUCAAAACAAGUUGUCUUUACUCUCGAUCAUGAUGUUCAAAAUAUUUCAGAAUCGAAUUUGAACAAAUACAAAUCCAUUCAAGAGUUUGCAAAACUGCAUAAUGUAGAUUUUUAUCCAGCUGGAAGAGGAAUCGGCCAUCAAAUUAUGAUCGAAGAAGGAUAUGCUAUGCCCUAUUCUAUGGUAGUUGCUUCAGAUUCUCAUGCUAAUAUGUACGGUGGUAUUGGAUGUCUCGGAACACCGAUUGUACGCACCGAUGCAGCAGCAAUCUGGGCAACGGGGCAAACGUGGUGGCAGAUUCCCAAAAUCAUCAAAGUAGAAUUGCAUGGAAAAAUGCCACCUUACUCGACUGGAAAGGAUAUUAUUGUUGCAUUAUGUGGUUUGUUUUGUGAUGAUCAAGUGCUGAAUUGUGCUAUCGAGUUUGUUGGAGAUGGUGUAUCGUCACUUUCUGUGGAUGAUCGAUUGACAAUAUCUAACAUGACUACCGAGUGGGGAGCAUUGGCAGGUGUUUUUCCAGUUGACAGUAUUACAAUUCAAUGGAUAAAAGAGCAGGUAGGAAGGAUUGAAUCUAUUGAUUCCAAUGCUACACGCCGUGCACUCGCCUUACUGCAACAAAGUCAAGAUUAUCCGAUUGCUGCAGAUGUGGGAGCUUAUUAUUCCAAGCAUUUAGCUCUUGAUAUUUCCACUAUUUUUGAAUAUGUAUCUGGCCCCAACAGUGUCAAAGUCUGCACUCCACUCCAUCAACUCGAGUCCAAUAGGAUUCCUAUUCAAAAAGCGUAUCUAGUCUCGUGUGUCAAUUCGCGUCUUUCUGAUAUACACUCAGCGGCACAAGUACUUUCCAACAGAACCGUUGCUCCUGGAGUAGAGUUGUAUAUUGCAGCGGCAUCUAGUAAAAUCCAGCAUGAUGCAGAAAUGAAUGGUGACUGGCAGACUUUGAUUAAAGCAGGAGCAAAGCCGUUACCAGCGGGGUGUGGACCAUGUAUUGGGCUUGGAGUUGGUACACUUGCCGAAGGAGAAGUGGGAAUAUCUGCUACGAAUCGCAACUACAAAGGACGGAUGGGAUCGCCCAAAGCAUUGACGUAUCUGGCAUCACCUGCAGUUGUAGCGGCAUCAGCAGCGACAGGAUAUAUUUGUAGUCCUCGAUCAUUAAUGCUUAGCAACUGCAAGAACCAGUCCAACACAAGCAGCGAGACUAUAGCAAACCGUAUAGUAUCUUGUAAUGUCUCUAAAGUUUUCAAAGCGUUUGAAGGACAUAUUGUAUUUUGCGAUGCAGAUAAUCUGAACACAGAUGGUAUUUACUCUGGAAAGUAUACAUAUAAUGAUGAUAUGACACCAGAGCAUAUGGCGCAGGUUGUGAUGCAAAACUAUGAUCCGGAUUUUGCAAAAAUAAUUAUCAAGGUAAUAUUAAGAUUAACAGUUGUAUUUGCAGGGGGACAUUCUUGUGGAUCAUCUCGAGAACAGGCGGCAACAGCACUGAAGCAUGCAGGAAUUUGUGCGGUAGUUACAGCAAGUGUCUCUGAGACAUUCAAGCGCAAUGCAAUCAACAAUGGAUUGCCAGUAUUGGAAUGUCCAAAAUUAGUGGUAGAUUUAAGAAAAUGGAAUAGAGCGAGUGAAAAAACCACAAGACAUGGAGCGAGAAUGAUGGUUGAAUGGGAAAAAGGAACGAUACGAGUAACGCACAAUGGAAUGCAUUCGGACUAUACGGUGAACAGACCGGGAUGGAUGACUAAAGAGAUUCUUGUAAACGGAGGAAUGACGCAGUGGGUCAAGAAUUGGCUGAAAAAUGUCCGAAUUUGA
Molecule: messenger RNA, 2025 nt
Organism: Batrachochytrium dendrobatidis JAM81
Lineage: Eukaryota; Fungi; Chytridiomycota; Chytridiomycetes; Rhizophydiales
Product: homoaconitate hydratase LYS4
Exons: 6
Coding region: 1-2025 (674 amino acids)
Biological process (GO): L-lysine biosynthetic process
Molecular function (GO): 4 iron, 4 sulfur cluster binding; homoaconitate hydratase activity
Source: RefSeq, a predicted model, not a curated record